Messenger RNA from Helianthus annuus (common sunflower), 1008 nucleotides. RefSeq lists its product as uncharacterized. The transcript is spliced from 2 exons. The coding region runs from base 1 to 1008 and encodes 335 amino acids. The record is from RefSeq and is a predicted model, not a curated record. NCBI's taxonomy places the organism in Eukaryota, Viridiplantae, Streptophyta, Magnoliopsida, Asterales, Asteraceae.
AUGACGGUAGCCGAUUCGAACAACGACAGUUACGUUUGGUAUGAAAAGUUUGAGGGCGUGUUGAAGAAUGAUGUUGCCGGUAACAUUCGUAUGUUGGAGGUGGUGUGUAAGGCGAUGGAUGGAAAUGGUGACGGAAAGAGCCAGCGAUCAAGGCUGUACGAUCAGUCACAGAGGAUGACAAACUCUGGGUCGUCACCGUCAAAGGGAAAAGAACCAGCGCAUCAACCUGUUCAAUGUCUGAUGCUCUCCUCGUCCAACUACAAUGUUUGGUUGCUGCGUAUGAAGGCAAUCAUGAAGGUGUAUAAGGUAUGGGAAGCGAUUGAACCAGGUUCAUCCGAUGAAGAAAAGAAUAACAUGGCGGUUGUUCUUAUAUUCCAAUCAAUACCUGAGUCCAUGAUCAUGCAGAUCGGCGACCUGGAUAGUCCUAAAGCUAUCUGGGAUGCAAUCAAAUCUAGCAACAUCGGUGCGGAUCGAGUCAAAGAAGCCCGAUUACAAACCCUAGCAACCGAGUUUGAUAAUCUGCGCAUGAAGGAGACCGAGGCGAUCGAUGAUUUUGCCGGGAAACUAUCUUGCAUAGCCUCGAAGUCGGCAUCGUUAGGAGAAACAAUGGACGAAACAAAACUCGUCAAGAAGAUUCUCAAAAGUUUGCCACUUGGUAAGUAUAUCCACAUCGUUGCAACCCUUGAACAAACAUUGGAUCUCAAAACUAUAAAGUUUGAAGAUAUUGUUGGGAGAUUGAAAGCUUAUGAGGAACGGUUGAAGGAAGAAGAUGUUGUUGAACCACAAUCAAAGUUGUUAUUUAAUAAAACCGAAACAUCAUCAUCUUCGACCAACAAUCGAGGCCGAGGUCAAGGAACACGGGGUCGUGGAGGGAACCGUGGUCGAGGGAAUCGUGGUGGUAAUAACUCGAGCCGUUCCAACAGAGAAGAAGGAUCCAGCAACAAAAACAAAAACCGAAGCAAAGAAAAAAAACCGAGAUAUGUCCAAAAUCCAAUGUUACCGAUGUGA